This is a messenger RNA of Aphanomyces astaci, 594 nucleotides long. RefSeq lists its product as hypothetical. The record is from RefSeq and is a predicted model, not a curated record. The transcript is spliced from 2 exons. NCBI's taxonomy places the organism in Eukaryota, Oomycota, Saprolegniomycetes, Saprolegniales, Verrucalvaceae. The coding region runs from base 1 to 594 and encodes 197 amino acids.
AUGCCGGCGACCUUCUUGUAUGACCCAUGGGUCAACUUUCCUGCCGCAUUGAUCUCAAGCAGCGUAUCGAAGAUUGCGCGGUGGGUCGUGUCGAAGAGCUUGCGUUUGCCUCAUGACGAAACUGAGAAAGCGCAGCUCCUCGACGAGCUGGUUGCCAUCGUCGACGGCCAACGAGCGAUCAAGGAAGAAAGGCAAAUGGCAAGUUCAGCCGUGAAGGAGAAGGCGCUGACAGCAACGGCGUUGAUUCGCGACGAGACGAUGCAGCGCGCUUCAAAGAGAAAGAGCGUUGAUGGCGAUGACGAUGUAACGACGUCGAACAAGGAGAUGGCACUUAUUCUGGUGCAACAAGCUGAAAUCGACCUGGAGAAGCAGAGGUUGGAAUACAAGAAGUUGAAACUACAGGCUGGGGUCAACGAGCAAGCGCUUGCACGGAAGGAACGCGCAGAAAUGCGUGAAAUUGAGCUAAAGCGUCAUACCGAUUUGCGUCGCAACUUGCGCCUCCGUGCAACUUCUCAACACAAACACAAUUUUGGGGGAGCAGUGAAGUCCCGGGCAAUGCUUGGCGGUGUAUUGAUCAGUUGGAGGCAAAACUAG